Messenger RNA from Setaria italica (foxtail millet), 1421 nucleotides. RefSeq names its product GDSL esterase/lipase EXL3. Lineage: Eukaryota; Viridiplantae; Streptophyta; Magnoliopsida; Poales; Poaceae. The record is from RefSeq and is a predicted model, not a curated record. Bases 40 to 1170 code for a protein of 376 amino acids. The transcript has 5 exons. Gene Ontology annotation, molecular function: hydrolase activity, acting on ester bonds.
UGGCCCGGCAGAAGCUGCGGCAGAAGCGACCUGCCAAUAAUGGCGUCUCUGACGACCUGCCUAGGGGGCCAUGGGUCCUGGCGCCGAUUCGCCCGGCCGCUACUGCUGCACCUCGUGGUGGUGGUGGCGGCGGCGGCGGUGUUUCAGCCAGGAGUAGUAGUCCAUGGAGCGUCCUCGGCUGGGGACCAGAAAAUCUCAUCCAUCUUCAUAUUCGGCGACUCCAUCGUCGAUCCCGGCAACAACAACAACCGGUUCACGGAGGCGAAGGCCAACUUCCCGCCGUAUGGGCAGGACUUCCCCGGCGGCGUUGCCACCGGGAGGUUCUCCAAUGGGUUGGUACCCGGGGACCUCUUAGCUUCGAAGUUGGGUAUCAAGGAGCUACUGCCUCCUUUCCUUAGUGAUGAUCUUGAUCUACAAGACCUACUCACUGGUGUGGCGUUUGCUUGUGGAGGCAGUGGCUAUGAUCCUCUCACAUCAAAACUCGCGACAACCUUGUCCAGUACCGAUCAACUUGAACUAUUUCGUGAGUACAAAGAGAAGCUAAGAGGUUUGGUUGGAGAGGAGGAAAUGGCACGUGUUAUCUCAGAAGGCGUCUUUUUGACAGUAAUGGGGGCAAAUGACAUUUUAAAUAAUUAUUUCGCACUUCCUUUGAGACGUCAUGAAUAUGAUCUUCCAUCUUAUGUUGAAUUUCUUGUUUCGUCGGCAAUUAACUUCACCAAGACUCUGAAUAAUAUGGGAGCUAAGAGGAUUGGAUUUGUCGGUGUCCCACCAUUGGGAUGUUGUCCUUCACAAAUAACACUAGGAGGAAGCCCGUCACGUCAAUGUGAACCAUUAAGGAAUCAAGCAUCAAGAUUAUUUAAUUCUAGGAUCUCACAGGAAAUAGAGAUACUAAAUGCUGAACGAAGUGUUUCUGGAUCAAAAAUUGCUUAUUUUGACAUAUACUACAACUUACUUGAUCUUAUUCAGAAUCCAGCUUUGUAUGGGUUCAAGGACGUAAGCGAAGGUUGCUGUGGUAGCACAGUGUUAAAUGCUGCCAUAUUCAUUGCAUAUCACAGUGCAUGUCCAAAUGUCAUUGAUUAUAUCUUCUGGGACGGCUUCCAUCCUACCGAGAAGGCUUACAACAUUGUAGUGGACAAGCUUAUUCAGCAAAAUAUGAAGUACCUAAUGUGAAGACAUUGUUGCUAUACACCAUAUAGAACAAUCUGACCAUGAAUAUGUAACUUUUAAUUUUAGCGACAUUUGCCAAAUGGACGAAACAUAUUGUAUGUAAAUCGCAUAAAAAUUAAUUUGUACUUCUCAGCUCAAAUUCCUUAUGUCUGUGUCAUCAUAAACAACCACAUGUCUGUAGUUUCUUUUGGUGUAACAACCAUCAGAACACCUUUAUGUUUAUAAAACUGCCUGAGUAUCUUUAAAUAGUACCA